Molecule: messenger RNA, 1092 nt
Organism: Magnolia sinica
Lineage: Eukaryota; Viridiplantae; Streptophyta; Magnoliopsida; Magnoliales; Magnoliaceae
Product: GDSL esterase/lipase At3g26430-like
Exons: 4
Coding region: 1-804 (267 amino acids)
Molecular function (GO): hydrolase activity, acting on ester bonds
Source: RefSeq, a predicted model, not a curated record
AUGGCUGCGGCUUUCGGGCAGUUCCUUCGUCCGAAUGGAGAGACCUACUUUGGUGUACCUGCUGGAAGAUUUUCUGAUGGACGCCUCAUCGUUGAUUUCAUCGGAGUCUUCAAAGAUUUGUUACCAAAGGAGGAUUAUUUCCCACAAGCUUUGUAUACAUUUGACAUAGGACAGAAUGACUUGACUUCAGGCCUUUUUUCUGGCUUGACCGAAGAUGAAGUUAUAGCAACUAUACCUGAUAUUCUCAACAAGUUUACCACAGCAGUUCAGAACAUAUACUGGCAAGGAGCGAGGUCGUUUUGGAUCCACAACACAGGUCCUUUGGGCUGUCUUCCCUACAUUUUGGAUAGACUCCUCAUUAAAGCCGAUCAACUGGAUCCCAUUGGUUGUGCCACUCCUUACAACGAUGUGGCCCAACAAUUCAAUCUCAAAUUGAAGGAAACCGUUGAUCAGCUAAGAAAGGACCUUCCAUUGUCUGCAUUCACUUACGUCGACAUAUAUUCAGCGAAAUACACCCUCAUCCACCAAGCAAGGAAGUAUGGAUUUGAACACCCUCUUAGAGCUUGUUGCGGGUAUGGAGGCAAGUAUAACUACAACCAGCAAGUGUUAUGUGGAGGAACGAUUGUUGUUAAUGGAACUGAUGUUUUGGUUAAAUCUUGUCAAAAUCCGUCGACUCGGAUCAUUUGGGAUGGAAUUCAUUAUACUGAGGCAGCUAACAAAUGGGUGCUCGACCAGAUUGUUAAUGGUGCAUUUUCAGAUCCGCCUAUUCCAUUGAAAAAGGCAUGCCAUAGGGAGGCUCAUUGAUUUACAUUCAGUUCAUCCCCCUAUUCCAUUGAAAAAGGCAUAUGCCAUAGGGAGUCCCAUUGAUUUACGUUCAGUUCGGUCGAGUCGUCUCCGUUUUUUUCUUUUACUUUAAAGCUAGGAUUUAUGAAUUUACAUUCCCUUUGAAGCUCUGAUACAGGACUAGAUUUCUGAAGUCUUGUGUUGCCUUACUGAUAUGUGUUUAUAACAUCUCAUAGUAUUGGGGUACAAAUGUAGUUGGUUCUGUUAGUCUUUAAAGCAUAUUUCUAAAAGCUUUGUGGGUCUUACUAC